AUGGCGGAGCUGCAGGCGAUGCAGGCCUUAACCCUCGACCCUGUGCAAGCAGCGCUGAACACAGUGAUUGCGGGCAAGAACGAGCUGAUCGCGGAGAAGAACGCGGCAAUUGCGGAGAAGCAGGCGGCGAUUGCGGAGAAGCAGGCGGCGAUUGCGGAGAAGAAGGUGGCGGUCGACCAGGCGAUUGCAGACAAGAACCGGGCGAUCGAAGCUGGAAUUUACCACCAAAUUCAGCUUUUGUCCCUCAUCGGAUCAGGAACAAACGAAGAGCUUGCUAAGCGGUUUGUUUUCCAGCGUAACGAAUCUUGGAUGCUCGAGCUGCAUUUUGAAAUGCCAGACUUGCCCGAUGAUGAUAAGUUGAAGGACCUGCUGGCCACAGUUGAUACGAUGCCGUCCGAAAAGACAAUGUAUCAGCCCAUCGCAGCUGUCUGCAAGGAAAUAUGUGAUCAGGCUGGCGCGCACGUCAACUUUCAUGUCACUGCAAGCGCUCGCGGGGCGUUCUCUCCUGAUCUCGUUGCGACAACAACCGAGUAUUCCGCGCCGAGUUCUCGCGCUGCGUCGGCUGGAUCUACGUCCACUCGCGUUCUACUGAGAGAUAGCCUGUUCAUGGUCGAAGUCAAAAAGGAUUUCGAUCACCGCGAGCAAGCUUGUCUGCAACUCGCAAGUUACCUGCUUUACUAUCGUCUGACGUUCAACAACGAACAGAUUCCGAAUACUGUUCAAUCCUGGCCAGCAUUUCUUUACGGCAUGGCCUGGGUCGGCAACUAUGUCUAUGUGGUCCGAGUCGAUCUGAAGCAGGGUGACCAGCUCCAGCGCCCCGUAAUCACUUUCGCUCGAGCCACGCCAGCCCGAGCGGUUCUGUUCCUCUUGAAAAAAGCCAUCUUCGAUCACAUGUCCCGCCAACCCAGCCGACCAAUCGAUGGCGAUGUUAAUUGGGGGUACAAGUUCGACGACGACCAUGACAACAACAACAACAACAACAACAACAACAACAACAACAACAACAACAACGGUGGCCAAGGUCCCGUGCAAGACAAAGGUAAACAAGCCGCCAAGAACCAAGAAGGCAACCAGCAUCGUGCAGCCAAGACGCGAGUUCUCAAUUUGGCAACUGGGCCGCAACCUCUGCUCGAUGCCCAGGUCUUUCAUAGCGAGCUCAUGUGCACUGGCAAGCUCCGCCUGAGCUCGAGCGAGGAAUUCACCAAUGUGGUGGUCAAGGUUGCCCCCACAAAUCACAGGCCGCUCACAGAACAGCUGGUGCGGGAGGGCAUGGCGCUAGCCCUCCUCAACCGUGACCGGAACGAGGCUGCUGCACACGGCAUUCCCGAGCUGCUAGCUCUCUGCACUGCCGACUUUCAUGGAAAGUCUGGACUGGCGUUGGUCACGGGCCUCAUUCCUGGCAAGAGCGUUGAAUGGCAACAGCACCAACCGUAUGCGGCAAGCAUUGCAUCGAAAGUUUGCGACACUCUUCGCUGGAUUCAUGCGCAAGGAGUGGUGCACGGCGACAUUCAUCGUGGAAACGUGCUCGUCACCGAAAUCGAAUUACCACCUACGCCACCCGCCUCGCUGCCCCAUGGCACCCUCGAGCCGCCGCCCACAGGCGCCGUCAAGUUACCACCUCACUCAAUUACUUUGGUCGAUUUUGGGCUUUCUUGCUUCCUUCCAGCUGUGACACGCGAGCAUGUGCAGGCAGCACUCUUGGCAGCGCCUGUCACGCUCGAAGCGACCACAAGGCUCAAGCUGUGGCUCGAGCAUGUCGAUCACAACGCGUGGGACAUGUGGCCAAACCACUUUUACCACAUUGCGAGCAGUGAGAGGGUAGCCACUCCGCAAGCCGACUUUCUCGGUCUAGGCUUGCUUGCCGUGUCGCUGGACGUCGGCGGCACGGCGGUCCUGCAGCAGCGGCUUGAUCUGGACGACGGCGCUGAGGCUCGUGUUCAGCAUCGCCUGCUGCGUCGCCUGCUGCGUGAUCAAGACCAGUCCGGCUAUGAAGCGACGCAGGUUUCUGCCGCCAUGAAGACGUUUGUCGAUUUUUAG
Messenger RNA from Capsaspora owczarzaki ATCC 30864, 2037 nucleotides. RefSeq lists its product as hypothetical. Gene Ontology annotation, molecular function: protein kinase activity; ATP binding. The record is from RefSeq and is a predicted model, not a curated record. The transcript has 4 exons. Gene Ontology annotation, biological process: protein phosphorylation. The coding region runs from base 1 to 2037 and encodes 678 amino acids. Lineage: Eukaryota; Filasterea; Ministeriida; Capsasporidae.